GAAGUACUAAACCACGAGUGGAAAUAUCAAAUCUACCGUUGGGGAUGCUAAAAAGAAAUGGAAAUCCGUCCAUGAUUAUUGGGCCAAAUGGCAUCGUUUGAGAUGGGAACACAGCUGACAUUGUGCGUGUGAGAUGAUACCUGCCAUCCAUGUUGGGCCAGCCACCUGAAACCUUCUUCAUCCUUGUGAAGUACCAGUCCAGUCCAGUCCGGUUAGCCCGCUGAGAAGCACAAGCGAUCCAACCUGGUCAUGAAAAAAAAAAAAGACAACUUUACACAAUGACAAACGCUAGCGGGGAAAGUGCGUGAGUGUGGAAAACUUAAGCCGAAAUGGAGCUUUUCUUUGCACUGUGGAUCGGAAACUUUCUGCACUUUUGCCAAGCCGCCAUCUACACCAACCACUGGGCCUUGCGGAUAAAAGGAGGUGCUAAAUCUGCCACGGGGAUAGCAGAGAAAUAUGGAUUCGCAAAUAUGGGACAGAUCGGACAGCUGAGGAGUCAUUACAUCUUUCGCCACCACGAAACGGCGGCGCGGUCCACGGCGCCCAAUGAAACGUUGACAGCACAUGUCGCCAUGGAGAUCAAGGUGGAAUGGCUGCAACAGCAGGUGACCCAGAAAAGAGUCAAAAGAACUUUGUACUCCUUCAGCAAAAAGAGCUCCCAAAGUGGAGAUGCGCUUCAUCAGCACCUCGACUCCCACUUGAAACACUUCAAGGAGCACAAGCCCUGGUACAAUCUCUGCGGUGAUGACUCCAAAGGCUGCCGACCUCCCAUGAACAUUGCCGGGGCCUGGGGGAGGGGCUACACCGGCAGGGGGGUGGUGGUCUCCGUCUUAGAUGAUGGAAUCGAUGGAGAGCAUCCAGAGCUGAAACCGAAUUACGAUGCUCUCGCCAGCUUUGAAGUGAACGGACAGGAACGACAUCCGUCGCCGACUUAUUCGGAGACGGCUGCCAACUAUCAUGGGACUCGGUGUGCAGGAAUGGUAGCCGCCGCCAUGAUGGCAAACCACUCCACGUGCACGGUGGGAGUGGCUUUCCGCGCAAGGAUUGGAGACGUUCGGAUACUGGGUGGACUGGACGGAGAAGUGACAGACAUAGCUGAGGCACAAGCGCUGAGCUUCAAACCGCAGCAUGUUGAUGUCUACUUGGCCAGCUGGGGGCCGGAAGAUGACGGCGCCACUGUGGAUGGACCUGGACCCCUGACUCGCCUCGCUUUGGAGAACGGCAUCCGAACCGGUCGACACGGGAAGGGCUCUGUUUACGUCUGGGCAGCGGGAAGCGGCGCAAGUAGAGGUGACCACUGCUCGUGUGACGGCUACAGCAACAGCAUCUACACCAUCUCCAUCAGCGGCGGCGGCGGUGACAAGAGCCAGCCGAACCACCAGGAAAGCUGCUCAUCCAUACUGGCAGCAGCCUCCACUGCAGACGACAUUGUGAGUCGAGGGAUGAUGGGACCAUACCACUGCGCCUUGGAUAAAUGGUGCGCGGCCCUUUCGGUCUCGGCUGCGGCGGGCGUCAUCGCGCUCACCCUGGAGGCCAAUCCUCUGCUCACGUGGAGAGACGUCCAGCACAUCAUUGUUCGCACGUCAGAUACUCGCCAGCUCGCCGCGGCCGACUGGCAAAGGAACGGGGCAGGACACAAAGUGAGCCACCUGUACGGCUUCGGCCUCCUGGAUGCAGAGAGGAUGGUACGGCAGGCAAAGCGAUGGCAACGGGUCCCCCCGCAGCGUGCAUGCACAGUGGAGCCGCCCACUCCGUCGAAGAGAAUUUUGAAUAGGGGCGGCGCACUGACAUCGGUGCUGGAGACGUCCGUCUGCUCGGCCUCAUCCCGAAGGCGGCGGCACGUGGCCUUCGUGGAGCACGUGGUGGUGCGUGUCACGGUGGCUUGCAGUCGCCGCGGCGACCUUUCCAUUACGCUCACGUCGCCCUCGGGCACCGUGUCACAGCUUCUCGAUAAAAGGCCUCAUGACAACUCCACUGAGGGCUUUCGCCAGUGGGAAUUCAUGACGACUCACUGCUGGGGGGAGCGAGCGGUCGGGGAAUGGACCUUGAGCAUCCGUGACUCGCCCUCUGAAGGGAGGGAAAACUCACAAGCGGGUACGCUGGAAAAGUGGUCACUGGUGAUUUACGGCACCGCGUGGCCGCCGUAUCCCGCUCGGCAAAGGUUUGCGCGUUCGGCCGAGAUCCCGAAGGAAGCCGAUUUUGCCGAAGAAUACACAGGACCCUGCGACUCAGAGUGCACCGACGACGGCUGCGAGGGUCCCGGCCCGUGGCAGUGUGUCACAUGUGCCCAUUUUUUCCUUAAGUUCAAGAACAACACAAGAAUUUGCGUGCCCACGUGUCCGCGGGGGUUCUGGAGCGACAGGCGACGUUGCAAGCGCUGCUUCGCCACCUGUGAGAGUUGCAAGGGAAGCCGCAGUGACCAGUGCACUUCCUGUCAAGCCGGGCAUCAUUUGACCGAGGGGACCGAUACCUGCACCGCCGGCUGCGAGGAGGGCUACUUCCUGGACCACGAUGCAAAGAUGUGCAGGAAGUGCGGCGAGAACUGCUCGAGGUGCACAUCCUCCAGCAUCUGCAGGGAAUGCAAAGCAGACACAAGUCUGCAUGGGAACCGCUGCCAGCGGAGUUGCGCGCCGGGAAUGUACUACGACGAGGUAGAGGGCCUGUGCAAAGCUUGCCACCGGGUGUGCGCCACCUGUGCAGGCGCCGGCGUGGAGGCGUGCACCCGGUGCGCCGACGGCUACCUGAUGGAGGACUGGAGGUGCGUCGCCUCCUGCAGCAGCGGCUUUUUCGCCGUAAUUCCCGAGAUAGCCGACGAGCGUCGGAUGUGUAGGAGGUGCGACGCCAGCUGUCUCACCUGUGUCGGGCCGAGCCGGGCCAGCUGCAGCAGCUGUUCCAGCGGUCGCAGCCUGCAGGAGGGCGAGUGUGUUCUCCAAACGCCGUGCGCAGAUGGGGAGUACCAGGACAACGAUGGGACGUGCCACACGUGUCACCCGACAUGCUUGAAUUGCUCGGGGCCGCGGCAUCAAGACUGCACCGGCUGUGGCGCUUCACAUGCUCUGGACGAGGGCCGCUGCCUGGCCGAGUGCGCCCGGGGCAAGUACCAGUCGGGUGGGCGCUGCCACUUGUGUGACCACACCUGUGCCACUUGUGUGGAGGCGGGGCCUAACAACUGCACCAGUUGCGAUAAAGAUAAGUUCGGAAUGGAGCGUUACCUCCACCGAGGCCGCUGCGUGGACGCCUGCCCCGAGGCCUUCUACCACACUCAGGAGCGGAGCUGCGAGGCCUGCUCGCACCGCUGCACCCUUUGCACAAGCUCCGCCCACUGCCUGAGGUGCAACUCCUCCUACUACGUGUCGGAUGGCACCUGCGUCAAACUGGAGUGCGGCGAAGGCAAGCCAAGUCUCGCUAGCGCCACUGGCCUUCUGCACUUCGACCCCCUCCGAAAAAGUGCAUUUCCUGCUUGUCUUGCAGGCGAAGUCGAGGAUCCCGAUUACAGCGACUGCAUGGCCUGUGAGGAGGGCUGCAAGCAGUGUGUCCUAUAUAACCCCCGGCAUUGCCUGUCCUGCAAAGAAGGCUUUUACAACUUCCAGGAUGGCUGCUACAAAAACUGCCCCGCCAAGACGUACGGCGUGGACGAGGAGAUGACCUGCUUCCCGUGCGAGGACAACUGCGUGAGCUGUGACCAGCACGAGUGCUACUGGUGCGAAACAGACCUCUUCCUGUCAGAGGGAAAGUGUGUUUCCGUAUGCCCCGAGGGUUAUUACGGCGACGAGGACACCAACGACUGUGAGGAGUGCCACGUCGACUGCGUGUCCUGCAGUGGCCCCGGUCGCGACGACUGCGUGUUGUGCCGUGAUGGCGCAACGCUGGAAAACGGACAGUGCGUGACAGACGAAGACGUCUGUCCGGUGCUGACUUUUCGCAGUGGUGAUGGCGAAUGUGCACAGUGCCAUCCAUCAUGCGAGUCCUGCUCUGGAAAAAACAAGAACCAGUGUACCAAAUGUACAAAUGGACGCUUCCUGAGCCCUCAACAAACGUGCGUGACAAAAUGUCCGCCGGGUUCGUUUGGCGACCGGCUGAGUGGCGAGUGCGAGGUGUGCCCCGCCGGGUGUUUGGACUGCGUGGACCUUGAGCGCUGCACCCGCUGCCUGAGCCAUUCCACCGCGGUUUUGUUCCUGCAGGACAGCCAAUGCGUCCAGCAGUGCGUCAGAGGCUACCCGGUCGGUCAGGUGUGUCGAAGCUGCGCGUCGGGCUGCGCUUCCUGCAAGAACGCCACCUCCUGCCAGAGCUGUGAAGAACCUCUGCUGCUGCUCAAUCACCAAUGCGUGCGGGAAUGUCCCGCGGGCCACGCGGUCCACAUCCGGGAAUGCCGACGCUGCCCUCCGGCCUGUGAAGAGUGCAACCCUUUUGGAGACUGCACAGCCUGCGAGGAGUAUCACUUCCUCCACGAGGGCACGUGCGUGCUCGACUGCCCCGACCGCUUCUUUGGCGAUAACGAGCGACGGGAGUGCCUGCGCUGUCACCCCGACUGCCGCUUGUGUGACGGCCCCAGAAGCGACGACUGCGACGCUUGUGUGGACUCCCUGGCCACAAUGCGCGACGGAAAGUGCCUGACGCCGUGUCCCGCUCGGACAUUCAUGGACGGCGCGACGGGAGAAUGUCAAGAGUGUGACGUCUCCUGCCUCACCUGCGUCGGGCCCCUGGCCGGCUCCUGUUCUGGCUGCGUAGAAGGCCACAGACUGGAGAGCCACAGGCAGGAGGCCCACGGUCGCUGCGUGCCGUCGGACGUCGAGUGUUCGCCGCACGAGUACGUCGACGAGCGCGGGGGUUGCCGGCCUUGUCACAAUAACUGCCGCCGCUGCUCCGGCCCGGGAAAGAACCGCUGCGUGAGCUGCAGGCAGAGAGACCUUCUGCUCAAUGGCAGCUGCGUGGACGUGUGCCCACCAGGUUUCUACACUGACGAGUCGCGGCAGAAAUGUGAAGCGUGCCACCCGACUUGUCAGUCCUGUGUCGGGGAACACGUUUUUUUUGUCGGGAAACACGGCCACCAGUGUCUGGCCUGCAAGGACCGGCUCUUUCGACACGGUCACUAUGGCAACCAGGGCUCGGGGACAUGCGAGCCGUGCGACCCCACUUGCGUCGAGUGCUCAGCGGACGGGCGCUGCCUUAGCUGCACGUCGGGACUGGUUUUCAUGCCGCGGGAAGGCCGCUGCCUCCACGCCUGCCCUCGCGGCUUCUACCGCCGCCAAGUUGACGAUGACACAUACGCUACGUGCGAGCGUUGCCAUGGCAACUGCGCAACCUGCUCAGGAAAAAGCUCUCACUCCUGUGACUCGUGUGACCCUGGUUACAAACUGUCAGGCAGCACGUGCGUGUCUUUGUGCCAGACGGACGAGUACGUGCGAAUUCAGGGUUCCGGUCACAUCUGCGAGGACUGCGACGCCUCGUGCCUGCGCUGCGAGGGUCCCGGCCCGGCCAACUGCAGCGCGUGCCCCCCACACGCCAUCCUUGAAGUCGGGGGGCGCUGUCUCCUUUGCUGCCACGCUGCUGCCGCCGCCCACAAGCAGGAUUGUUGCAACUGCACGGAAACGACAGGGACGUGUGUCCUCAGUACCAACCUGGCGUUCAGGAAUGAGGAAGAGGAAGUGGAGGAAGAGGAGACGAGAGGCAACCUGGUGGUCUUCAUCAUGGCGUGUAUCCUUCUAGUGGGCGGACUCACCGGCGGCGCCGCUAUCUUCCUAAUCCAGCGCUUUCGCUCCAAGAGGGUGCCUACGGAGGGGAGCCCGCACGGCUACGAGAAGUUGGGUUCCAGUUCCGGCUCCAGUUCUGCCGGCAACUGCUCCUCCUCGUCUUACUACAAAGGCACGCAGAUGGUGGACUUGGGCGCCAGCUAUUCGGUCGCAAAAGGGGAUGAAGAUGAGGACGAGGAGGACAUUGUGUAUAUGAGUCAGGACGGGACCGUCUACAGGAAGUUCCGCUAUGGACAACUGGGAGACGACGAUUUGGAGUACGACGACGAGAGCUACACAUCCAUGAAUCGGGUCUUUGUUUCCCACCUAAAAUAAGAAUUAGAAAUAUCCAAAUUAUUUUGAUGACUUCUUCAUUAUUGAUAUAACUCUAUAAAAGUGUGCAACCGUCA
This is a messenger RNA of Hippocampus comes (tiger tail seahorse), 6139 nucleotides long. RefSeq names its product proprotein convertase subtilisin/kexin type 5-like. Lineage: Eukaryota; Metazoa; Chordata; Actinopteri; Syngnathiformes; Syngnathidae. Gene Ontology annotation, cellular component: Golgi membrane; trans-Golgi network. The coding region runs from base 330 to 6065 and encodes 1911 amino acids. Gene Ontology annotation, molecular function: serine-type endopeptidase activity. The transcript has 37 exons. Gene Ontology annotation, biological process: peptide hormone processing. The record is from RefSeq and is a predicted model, not a curated record.